This is a messenger RNA of Plasmodium adleri (nom. inval.), 4140 nucleotides long. Its product is annotated as conserved Plasmodium protein, unknown function. NCBI's taxonomy places the organism in Eukaryota, Apicomplexa, Aconoidasida, Haemosporida, Plasmodiidae. The record is from RefSeq and is a predicted model, not a curated record. The coding region runs from base 1 to 4140 and encodes 1379 amino acids. The transcript has a single exon.
AUGAUAAAAUGUAUACAACUCUAUCUUAUUAUUGUAUGCAUACUACUUAUAAAUAUUGUGUGUAAAACUUACAGAGAUAAUUCUUAUGCUGGAUAUAUAAGGAAUAAUAUACACAAUACUCAUAAGACGAGAAAAAAGAUAUAUAGAAGAUAUGCUCAAAAAAAAAAAGAGAAAGAAAGUUAUGAAGAAUAUUUUAAAGAACUAGAUAAAAUUUUUAAUGAAUAUGAUUAUGAUGCAGAUCAAGUUGAAGAAGAAGAAAAAAAAAAAGAACAAGAAUUAAAUUUAAUAACAGAAAAAGAUUUAUUAGAAAUUAAUUUCUGUAAUUAUGAAAAGGAUCCACGUAGUUUAGCUAAUCUUGUUAAAGACAAAAGUGAAGAAGAAAUCGAAAAAGAAAAUAUUGAAAAUAAUCAAAAUGUUGAAAAUAAUAAAAAUAAUACAUUAGAAUAUAGCUAUGAUUAUGAUCGUAUAUUAAAAAAAAAAAAAUUUCUCAAAGAAAAAAUAGAAUAUAAAGAUAAAUUUAUAUUAAAUGAAAAUCAUAAUAAACUAAUCAAUAAUAUAGAUACCAGUUUUAUGAACGAUUUUUUAAAUAAUUAUAAAAAUGAUUUUAAUAAACCAUUUUAUAAAGCUAGACGGGAUCAAUAUUUUGCUCGUGAGGAUCUAACACAAGAUGAAAUAAAAAAUAACAAUCAAACGGAAGAUAAAGAAGGUAAUAUUCAUAAUAAUAAUAAUAAUAGUAAUAAUUAUAUAUAUGAUGAGGAAGGAAAAAAAGUUCCAUAUGAUCAUAAAAUUUCAAAGGAUGAUCAAAAUAAUGAAGACCUGUUAAACGAAAAUCUAGAAAGUGUUCUAUUUCUAAAAAGAAUAAGAAACACUUUUGAUAUAGAAAGAAAUGUUUAUAUUAAUGAUUCCAUAAAAGAUAUAAAAGAAAAAUAUAAUAAUCAAGGGGAUAAAACAAACAUAUGGAAUAAUAUCAAUAAUGAUGAUAAUGAUAAAGGAAGAGAUGAAGAGAAUAGGUUUCAUAAAUAUGUUGAAGAGAAAAUAAAAAAUGCAAAUACAGAUGAAAAUAUUGAUAAAUUAAUUUUAAAGAAAUAUAUAAAUAUGUUUUCAAUAGAUGAAGAAGUUCUAAAUAUUAAUGAGAAAAUAAAAAAAUGUGAAAAUGUACAUUCAAUUUUAGAAAUUUUUAAAGAGAAUAAACGUAUCAAUAUAAUCAAUAUAAUGUAUGCAUUUAUAUAUAUAGAUAGAUUUAAAUGUUUAAAUAUAACCGAAUAUUUAUAUGAAAAAAGGUUUGCUUAUAUAACUUAUGCAUUAGAAGAAAUCAUGAAAUAUUAUUUAUACGUAUUAAACAAGAAAGGUUUAAAAGACUUAUAUAAGAAAAAAAAUAUAAAAAAUUUAAAUAAUAUAAAUGAAGAAGACACAGAAAAAAAAAAUAUUAAAAAUAUAAAAAAUUUAAAUAAUAUAAAUGAAGAAGACACAGAAAAACAAAAAAAAAUACACAUGAAUGAUAACAAUAAUAAUGAUAGUUCUAAUAAGGAUAAUAAUUAUGAUAAUGAUCUUUUUGAACGUAGGACCUUACAACUGAAUGACAAAAAUUUAAUCUUUUUAAUUAAAUAUAUGAAUAAACUAAAAUUAUUUUACAUAAAUAUAAAUUUAUAUAAUAUGUUUUUCAUAAUAUUAUCCAAGUCCUUUCCAUUAUGUAGUGCUAAUUCUUUUAUUAUUUUAUUAUCUUAUAUGAAUGAAUAUAAUUAUUAUAAUAAUAAUAUACAUAAGAAGAUUAAUAUUUCUAUAUUGAAUGAAUUGUUUCAUAUUUUUAAAAGAGAUGGAAUAAAAUCUAGCGGUUUGAAUUUUGCACAUUUUAAAAUAUUACUUCCUUUAUUAAUAAAGUAUAAAUAUGUUAAUAAUAAUAUUUUUAAACUUUUAUAUCUAUAUUUUGAAAAGGAUAUAAAGAAUAUGAUGAAAACAUUAACAAGUAACUUGAAAAGGAAGGAACGUAAAGAAAUUUGUAAUGUUUUGUUUUAUGAUGUUAAAACAAAGGAACAAGAAAAAAAUAAAGAAAAAUAUCUUUCCUAUUUAAAAUAUGAAGAAAUGAAAGAAAAAAAAGAAAGCAUGGAAAUUUUGUCACAACUUUUAAAUUAUUUAAUGAUAUGUAAAUUUAAUGAAGAAGAUACAAUAGUUUUAAAACUAAUUGAAAUAUUUAUUGAUUAUAUGCAUUUAUUAGAUGUAGAUCAAUUAUUAAAUAUAUUUUUUAAUUAUCAUAUUUUUCAAUAUAGUAAUGAAAAAAUAAUUUAUAGAUGUAAACAAGAGUUGUUAAAUAGGAAAAGCUUAUUAAAAGAUUAUCAUAUAAAUAAAAUAUUAUCAUUUAUAAUAUAUAAUUAUAGAAAGGCUGAAGUAUAUCGUAAUUAUUAUCGUCAUUGGUUCAAUUAUAAGAACUAUAUUAUAUAUAGGAAUGAUGAAAAUGUUGAUACAAUUUCAAGUAAUGAAAAUACUACACAAAAUGAGCAUGAAACAUAUAAAAUAAAAAAGAAUGUAUCACAAAAUAAUAUAAAUGAUAAAAAAGAAAAUACAACAAUUGAAAAUACGAAUAAUAUUCAAUAUGAUGAUAAUAAUAAUAGUAAUAGUAAUAAUAGUUAUGGUAGGUGUCAUUCCUUUUAUGAUAAUCUUAAUGAAGGAGGAAAUGUUAAAAAGCUUCCCAAUAAUAUAUCUGUCAAAGAAGUAUUAGAAAAAAGAAAAGAGAUAAAACAAUUUAAAAAAGAUUAUUAUAUAAAUAAAAAAAUUUUUAAAGAUAUAGAAUUCAUAUAUGAUUUAACACAUGAUAUACAUAUAUAUGUAUCAUUUAAAAAUGUUCAUUUGUUAAAACUUAUAUAUAGUAUUUAUUUGUUAAGUUUAUUAUUUUAUAAAAAUAUGGAUGUACUACGAAUAGCAUCAGAAAUAGCAUAUGAUUUAACAGAUACAAAUAUAUUUUCAUUUAUUGAUCAAUAUUCUUAUUAUUUAUAUGAUGAUAUAUAUAUUGUCAUAAAAACAUUUAAAUAUAUAUCUUUUUUUUCUAUGGAUCUAAUUGAUAUCUGGAAAAAAUUUUUUUUCUUAUUAAAUCAUUUUGUUAAUAAUUUAAAUUUAGAAAAUAUUUAUGAUAUUUUCUUUUUUAUUCAUAUAGCCAAAAUAACUAAUUUGAAAAAUGAAAAUUACGAUGUCUUCCAUUUAUUAACAUCACGUAUGAAAAAUAUUGUUAAAAUAUUAUUUACACAUAAUAUAAAAAAUUUUAAUACCUAUCCACAUACAUAUAUUUUAAAUAUUCUUAAUAUGAUUAAUGAUGAAAAAAAUGAACAUGUUACUGAUUUUUUACAAUACUUUUUUUAUUCCAUAUAUAAAAGGAUACAAUAUUUGAGCUCACAUGAUGAUAAUAUGUUAGCAGAUUUAUCAUAUGAUAAGGAUAAAAUGGAUGUUCCAAAUACAAAUAUUGAAGAUAAUAUGAAAAAGGUUAACCAUAAAUAUAAUGAGAAUUAUAAAUCUGUUGAUGACAAAAAAAAUGUUGAUGACAAAAAAAAUGUUGAUGACAAUAAAUAUGUUGAUGACAACAAAUCUGUUGAGGAUAAUAUCAACUCAUUUAAUUAUAACAUAAAAAAUGAUAGAUUUGAAAAAAAACAUAAUAAUAUAUUUUUUUCCAAUAGAUCUGAUACAAAAAAUAAGGAAUCAAAUAAUAUAUACAAAAAUGUAAAUAAUUAUAUUUAUAACUUUAAAGAUAUACGUUUAUUCAUAAAAAUAUUUUUAAGAUAUUAUAAACAAGACCAAGAAAAUUUUAAUUUACAAAUUGUUGAUUUUAUAUUAUAUAAUUCUGAAGUUUUCUUUUUUAAUAUGUGGACAAAUAGAAGAUAUUAUCAAAGGCAUUAUUUUUUUGGAAAUGAAAUAAAAGAAUUUUUACAUUUAAUAAAAGAACUUAUACAAAAUAAAUUAUAUAAUUCUAAUAUUAUGUAUAGAUGUGUAAAUAUAUUUAAAUAUAUAAUAAAUAUACAAAGUACUAUUAAUAUACAAGAUAUUUCUAAUAUAAAAUGUAAUUUAUAUAAUAACUUCUUUUUACAUUUUGAUAAUAUAAAUGAUGUUAAUCUGUGGAAAUAUAUAAGAAAGGUCUUUUUAAUUCAAUCAGACAUUUGA